Molecule: messenger RNA, 692 nt
Organism: Annulohypoxylon maeteangense
Lineage: Eukaryota; Fungi; Ascomycota; Sordariomycetes; Xylariales; Hypoxylaceae
Exons: 2
Coding region: 44-517 (157 amino acids)
Source: RefSeq, a predicted model, not a curated record
ACCAUCCAUCCUGCCUGCCUGCCGUCUUCGAGCUCAUGCCUAAAUGAGGCUACAUUACGCAAUUCCCAAGAUUCGUCCGAAAUCGUGCCUGAUCACAUAUUCACAUGCCCGAAUACUUCCUCCCAGGUUCGCACAUUUCAAACAGACUCAGUUGUUUCUAUCUCACCAGACUAUAUUACAUGAAUUAUACCUAAGGAAUUUGCUAACAGCAUCACGGCCUUGGUGGGGACAUCUUCAAAGGUGCUUCCUAUGUUUGGAAGCACGCACCUCAUCAUAUCUACCCCUUUGCAACCGACCCCAAAACUAUACCCAAAUGAAUAACUUUACCUACUUACAAAGUAGGAAGUCGCUUAUAGUAGGCGCACUAUGUAGACAACUCGCUCGUCGCCCGCGCUUGUGUUGCUCUUGCCGCCGUCGUAGACUUGUCCGUUUGCAAAGGGUAUUCUUGGCGGUUCAUGUCUGCAUGGCAUUCGGCUGGGAAGCUCAGCUUCUCGCCCUUCGAGUUGUCACGGUUUAACGCAAGGAGAUAUUUACCCUCUAUGAAGUAGUAAGUAAGAGAAAUACUCAAACAGAUAUACGUCAGUCUAGAAGAGGGGCUUUACCGCUAUGAGUGAUAAGGAUAAAUUAUCACGGCAGCAUCGUCUUGUGCAAUGCAUAGGUACUACCUACAAAAUACCAAUAGUGAAAUAGAC